GGCCCUAAACCCUUCCCACAUCAACUUCCGGGGCUCGCUUUCCUGCCCGCUGCACAGUAGGGUUCCCAGUUCCCACGGCCCGCCUCCGCCGCCAUGGCGCGCGCCGCUGCCUCAAGGCUCGCCGCCGCGGCGACCUCUUCCCCGACGCGCGAGCUGUUCGCUCGCCACCUCGCCGCCGCCGCGGCCACGGCGUGGACUGGUCCGUCGCGGCUGCCCGAACCAGGGAGGGAGCGGCGGAGCGCGAGCUGGUGGUGCCCGAGCAGGUCUUUCCAUGCCACGAGGAGGAUGAAUACAAGGGAUUACUAUGAUGUACUUGGAGUGAGCAAGGAUGCUUCUGCACCAGAUAUAAAGAAGGCAUAUUAUGCGCUUGCAAAGAAGUUCCAUCCUGAUACUAAUAAAGAUGAUGCCAAUGCAGAAAAAAAAUUUCAGGAAGUUAACCGUGCCUAUGAGGUCUUGAAGGAUGAUGAUAAGCGUGAAAUAUAUGAUCAGCUUGGAUCUGAAGCAUAUGAGCGUCAUGCAGCAGGUGGUGACCCUGCAGGGCAGGGUUUUCCUCAGGGUAAUCCAUUUGGUGACAUCUUUGGAGACAUCUUUGAUAAUGCGUGCAGAGGAGGCCAAGAUGUCAAGGUUUCUGUUGAACUAUCAUUCAUGGAAGCUGUCCAAGGCUGCAGAAAGACCAUUACAUAUGAAGCCGAUACUUUCUGUGGAACUUGCAAUGGAAGUGGUGUCCCCCCUGGAACUGUGCCUAAAACAUGUAAAACAUGUAAAGGUUCUGGUGUGAUAUACAUGAAGAAGGGUAUAUUUUCUCUUGAAUGUACCUGUUCCCUGUGCAAUGGAAGUGGAAAAAUUGUGAAGAAUUUUUGCAAGACUUGCAAAGGAGAACAGGUAGUGAAGGGGAAAAUGUCAGUCAAGCUAGACAUAAUGGCAGGAAUUGAUGAUAAUGACAUCAUGAAGGUUUUUGGGAAGGGUGGUGCAGAUGUUGAGCGCAAUAAGCCUGGUGACCUUUAUGUUACUAUCAAGGUCAGAGAAGACCCUAUCUUUCGGCGAGAAAGCAAUCAUGUGCAUGUUGAUUCUGUUUUAAGCAUUGCCCAGGCUGUCUUAGGUGGAACGGUCUCGGUACCAACCCUCACUGGAAAUGUUACAGUCAAGGUUCGCCAAGGUACCCAACCAGGAGAGAAGGUCGUCCUUCGGGGCAAAGGAAUAAAAGCGAAAAACUCAUCGGUGUUUGGGAAUCAGUAUGUUCACUUCAACAUCAGGAUUCCAACGGAGGUGACACAACGGCAACGGGAGUUGAUAGAGGAGUUCGAUAAAGAGGAGUGCACAGACCGGGAAAGAGUUGCGGCUGCUUCCGGUUGAAAUUUUUGGCGCUGGCAUUCAUUGGUCGUACACACCCAUUAGUUGAUGGCCCCAGCGCCCUUUGUAAGGUGCUUAGGCACCAAAACUUACUGUAAUAUUUUGACCCUCAUAUAGCAGCUAUCUGAUGUAUAAUGUAUAUACAUUACGCGCUGUUGUUACGCUAAGUUAUUGUAACAUUUUCAAUUGUUUAUGUUGCAGCUAUUAAUUAUAUGAGAAACUA
Messenger RNA from Setaria italica (foxtail millet), 1573 nucleotides. Its product is annotated as chaperone protein dnaJ GFA2, mitochondrial. The record is from RefSeq and is a predicted model, not a curated record. The transcript is spliced from 18 exons. Gene Ontology annotation, biological process: response to heat; protein refolding. Gene Ontology annotation, cellular component: cytoplasm. NCBI's taxonomy places the organism in Eukaryota, Viridiplantae, Streptophyta, Magnoliopsida, Poales, Poaceae. The coding region runs from base 94 to 1353 and encodes 419 amino acids. Gene Ontology annotation, molecular function: ATP binding; heat shock protein binding.